Messenger RNA from Magnolia sinica, 3429 nucleotides. Its product is annotated as trihelix transcription factor GTL1-like. The coding region runs from base 503 to 2725 and encodes 740 amino acids. The transcript is spliced from 3 exons. The record is from RefSeq and is a predicted model, not a curated record. NCBI's taxonomy places the organism in Eukaryota, Viridiplantae, Streptophyta, Magnoliopsida, Magnoliales, Magnoliaceae.
AAGUGAGUUGUGUCCGAAGAAACGAAAGCUGUGACACUCUCACCCCUUCGGUUUUAACUAAUAUUAGCUGCAAAGCAAGCAGCUGACAACGCAGCAUCUGGUUUUGUUUUAUCUUUUUCCACCAUUCACUCAUCACUCAUCCCAUCAUCAUCUCUCUCUCCUCCUCUCUUUCACUCCUGCACUUCUCUUUCCUUUCAUCUCCCUUUUUCUCUACUAUAAUAAUAAUAAUAAUAAUAUUAUUAUUAUUAUUACAGAUAAUUCUCAAAUUAAAAAAAAAAAUAGAAUUUCCUUUUUUAUUUUUUAAUUUUCUAGCACUCACUCGUAGGAAGCUUUCUUUCCAGUUGUCUAUCUCUUUUUCACCCCCUUCUUGUACUGAGAUUUGCCUUUCCAUUUCCCUAAAUCCACUCCUCCCAUUUCUCUCAUGAGUAAGGGAGAGAGAGACAUUAGAAUUCCAUAUUCUUUCCUCUUCAACUCCUCUAGUAAUUAAGAGAGAUCAAGAGACAUGCAGCAGGGUGGGUCCCAGUUCGGCGUCUCGUCAGAGAUGCCGCCGUUUGCUGGGGGUGGAGGGUUGGCUGAGGCUGCUUCGCCGAUCAGUAGCCGUCCACCUGCUGCAGGCCCCCCACCUGCUGGGAGAGGGAAUUUUGAUGAAUUGGGGCCGGUGAUGGGGAGCUACACAGAUGAUGACACUAUGGGUGGGGAGGAGGCCGAGAGGGGGGUGUCAGGAAACCGGUGGCCACGACAGGAGACUUUGGCGUUGCUCAAGAUUCGCUCGGAGAUGGAUGCUGUCUUCCGUGAUGCCACCCUUAAAGGGCCGUUGUGGGAAGAUGUAUCCAGGAAGCUAGCUGAAUUGGGUUACAGCAGAAGUGGAAAGAAAUGCAAGGAGAAGUUCGAAAACGUGCAUAAAUAUUACAAGAGAACAAAAGAAGGAAGGGCUGGAAGACAAGAUGGGAAGAGCUACAGGUUUUUCACCCAGUUAGAAGCUCUUCAUAGCAGUAGCAACACAAACAUCCCCACCCCAAUUGCUGCUGCCCCUCCUCCUCCUCCUCCUCCUGUUCCUACUACUGUGGCUGCUGCUCCUCCUCCUCCUAAUAAUCUGACACCCGCUCCGGUAUCAGUCGGAAUUGGAGGCAGUAAUACGAUGGUUGGAUCUUCUACAAGAAUUCAACAUCCCCCACCUCCGGUUUCAGCUGCCCCCACCACUGCUUCCACUCAAAUCAACAUUCCACGAGUUGGGUCUGAUUUAGCUGCCGGUGUGUCCGGUCCUGCAACAGCUGCUGCUGCAGUAAGCUUCUCAUCAAAUAGUUCAUCAUCAUCUGAUUCCGAUUCUGAGGAUGAGAUUGAGGAACGGCCGACAAUGGAUACACGGAGGAGGAAGCGGUCUGCGUCGGGUGUCAGCAGUAGCCAAAAGAAGAUGGCGUUCUUCGAAGGGCUGAUGAAGGAGGUGAUGGAGAAGCAAGAAGCCAUGCAGCAGAGGUUUCUCGAGGCGAUUGAGAAGAGGGAGCAAGACAGGAUGGUAAGGGAGGAGGCUUGGAAGCGGCAGGAGAUGGCGAGGCUAGCCCGCGAGCAUGAGAUCAUGAUGCAGGAGAGGGCCAUGGCUGCAUCCAGGGAUGCUGCCGUGAUCGCCUUCCUUCAAAAAAUGUCAGGCCAGACUAUUCAGAUAACACAGCCAGUUCUAAUUCCCGCCAUCCCACCACCGCAACCCGCUCUGGUGCCACAACCAAUUCUGACGCCGCCACCACAACCACAGCAAUCGCAUCACCACUAUCAACCACCACAGCAGCAACAACCACAACAGCAGCAACAACAACAACAACAACACAAGCCACCACAACAAUCUCAAAACACCGAAAUCAUCCGGCAUCAACCAUCAUCUUCCGAAUUAAUUGUGGCUCAACCGGAGCAGCAGGAAAUGGGAGUGAGCUUUGACACAACAUCCUCUUCACGAUGGCCCAAAUCAGAAGUUCUCGCACUGAUCAAGCUGCGAAGUGGGCUUGAGACGAGGUACCAAGAAGCAGGGCCAAAGGGUCCCCUAUGGGAAGAGAUCUCCGCUGGGAUGCAUCGUUUGGGCUUCAACCGGAGUUCAAAAAGAUGCAAGGAGAAAUGGGAGAACAUCAACAAAUACUUCAAGAAGGUGAAGGAAAGCAACAAGAAGAGGCCGGAGGAUGCCAAGACCUGCCCUUACUUCCACCAACUAGAUGCUCUCUACCGAAAGAAGCUCCUCAGUGGCAGUGGUGGAAGCCAAACUAAGCAAGAACAAGAGCAGAAUCAAAACCAACAUUUGCAAGAAAGCGGUGAAAUCCUAGCUAUCAUGCCACCACCUCCACCGCAGCCGCAACCAGAAGCUGAAACCAAGAAUAACAACAAUAAUAACAAAAACAGCGGUGACACCGAUUCUGGAGGUUCAUUGCAGGUUCAGACAAGCAACGGAGGUCUACCUCCGAGCUUCUUCGAAGAAGGGCCCAUGAAGAAGCCAGAAGACAUUGUGAAGGAGUUGAUGGAACAACACCAGCAGCAGCAAUCCGUGAUGGAUGACUAUGAUAAGCUCGAGGAACCGGACAGUGAUAACCUCGAUCAGGAAGACGAUGAUGAAGAAGAAGAUGAAGAAGAUAGGAAGAUGCCAUACAAGAUCCAGUACCAGAGGCCGAAUUCGGGUACGUCCAAUGGUGGAGGGAAUGCCGCCACGACAUCCUUCUUGGCCAUGGUUCAGAAGCUCUCUUCUUCUUGAUCUACUUCUUUAUAGCAAUGUACCAUAUGUACCUAUGUCCAGAGCUUAAGAGGAGAAAAAACCCAAAUCCAGGAUCCGAAAAGAAGUCGAAUAAUCUUUCCAUUUCGAAAACUAGUAUUUGUUCUCAUUCUUCCUUCUUCUUCCUGCUUAGAGAGUUUUUAGGCAGUCUUACUCAGUCGAAGUGUCGAACUCGUGGGGUGUCUUUAGUACUUUUUUUUUUUUUUUUUCCUAUUUUAUUGAUUUGUUGUUGAAUAAAAGAUCCGUUUCGGACCAAUGGGCGGACAAAAUUAAAAAGGCUGAAAUAAGCCCACACAAGAGAAAAUUCAAAGGAGGGAAAGAGUUGAAGCGAGAAAAGAUAGAAAUAUUACAAGCAUCAUCAUCGUCAUGGGCGGCCGCAAAAGCAGCAACAGCAGCAGCAAAGGCAGGAAAUACAAGGAAGUGAAGCAAGAGGAGGAAGGUUUUAUAUUUUUAUUUUAAAAUGUAGCGGGAUUUAUAUAUAAAUAGAUUGUAAUGUAAAAUGAAGUGAUUUUUUAUCUAUAUUACGGGGGUCUGACAAGGAGGAGACAAAGGCGGUAGUGUUGCUGUGAAGAGCUGAAUUUCGUUUUCUCUUUUGAAGCUUUUGAUGUGGGGUAUGAAUGGAGUUUUUUUUUUUUUUUCCUGUACAUUUUCUUAUCAGGAAUCUAUCUAUUGAUGAGUCUCUCUUA